Molecule: messenger RNA, 6844 nt
Organism: Grus americana (Whooping crane)
Lineage: Eukaryota; Metazoa; Chordata; Aves; Gruiformes; Gruidae
Gene: NR3C1
Product: nuclear receptor subfamily 3 group C member 1
Exons: 10
Coding region: 361-2682 (773 amino acids)
Biological process (GO): regulation of DNA-templated transcription; nuclear receptor-mediated glucocorticoid signaling pathway
Cellular component (GO): nucleus
Molecular function (GO): sequence-specific DNA binding; steroid binding; zinc ion binding
Source: RefSeq, a predicted model, not a curated record
UAAUUAACGGAGGGGGUGCCGCGGCGGCGGUGGCAGCGGGCGGGGACUAGGUCAGGGUCUCGGGCCGGCGGGAGGAGGAGGAGGAGCAGCAGCGGGGGAAGCGGAGCUGGCCGCCGCCGCGGCCCCUGGAGGGGCGGCUGUUGACUUCCUCCCGCCCGCUCCCUCGCCCCUUCCAGCCGGCUGCCGCCCCCCGCCGCGGGGCGCGAUGGCAGUUGGCGGCUGAAGGAGCCCCAGCGCCCCCCCCUGGACGAGAUGCGAUGUUUGAGAGCUGGCUCCAGAGGCUUCAGUGCCAGUAGUGGGUGAUGAACCCGAACCUGCCGGGAGAGAGAGAACUGACUCGGGAAAGCUAAUGUUAAAGUAAUGGAUUCCAAAGAAUUGCUCAACUCGUCAGAUCAAGACGAAACAAGGAAAAAUGCGCUCAUUAGUACCAAAGGAGGGAUCGUGAUGGACUUUCAUCCACCCUUCAGGGGUGGAGCUACUCUACAAGCCCCUGUGUCUACAUCUCCUCUCCCCGCGUCUUCUCAGUCAGAUUCCAAUCAGCAACCUGCUUUGGCUGACUUUUCGAAAGGAUUAGUAAACAAUGUGCCUCAGCCGGACCUUUCCAAGGCGGUAUCGCUCUCGAUGGGACUGUACAUGGGUGAAACAGACACAAAAGUGAUGGGAAACGACCUUGGAUUUUCGCAGCAGGGCCAAAUCGGCAUUUCUUCUGGAGAAACGGACUUCAGGCUCCUGGAAGAAAGUAUUGCGAGCUUGAACAAGUCCUCGAGCCUGGCCGAGGACGCAAAGGGAGCAAUAUCUUCUGAGGUGCCACUUGAGCCGGAUUUCCCAGGCAUGGCUGGCCGCAACGUCCCUUUAGAGUCAGGAACUGCAGUCCAAAGCCAGGUUGGCUCGAAUGGUGGCAACUUGAAGUUAUUCUCUGAAGACCAAAGCACCCUGGAUAUCCUCCAGGAUUUAGAAUUGCCGCCGGUAUCGCCUGGCAAGGAGCCCAAUGGGAGCCCGUGGAGGCUUGACCCGUUGCUAGAUGAUGGUGGCUUGCUGUCCCCUAUAUCUGCAGAUGAUACAUUUCUCUUGGAAGGAAAUCUCAGUGAAGACUGCAAGCCUCCUAUUUUAUCUGACACUAAACCUAAAAUUAAUGACCGUGGUGACCUUUUACCCAGUUCCAAAAUGCCAAUGCCUCAAGUGAAAACAGAAAAGGAAGACUUCAUUGAACUCUGUACUCCUGGCAUAAAGCAAGAAAACAUGGGCCCAAUUUAUUGUCAGGCGAACUUCUCUGGGUCUAAUCUGCUGGGUACUAAAGUCUCUGCCAUAUCUAUCCAUGGUGUCAGUACCUCUGGGGGACAAAUGUAUCACUAUGAUUUAAAUACUGCAUCGCUCUCUCAGCAGCAGGAUCAGAAACCAAUUUUUAAUAUCAUUCCAUCUCUUCCUGCCGGUUCAGAAAAUUGGAAUAGGUGCCAGGGAUCAGGGGAUGAGACGUUAGCUACUUUGGGAACGCUCAACCUUUCUGGCAGACCUGCUUUCUCUAAUGGCUAUUCAAGCCCUGGAAUGAGAUCAGAUGUAAGCUCUUCUCCAUCCACGACCUCAGCGACUACGGGACCACCUCCCAAGCUUUGUCUUGUGUGCUCUGAUGAGGCGUCAGGGUGUCAUUACGGUGUUCUUACGUGUGGCAGCUGCAAAGUCUUCUUCAAAAGAGCCGUGGAAGGGCAACACAACUAUCUGUGCGCUGGGAGAAAUGAUUGCAUUAUUGACAAAAUUCGGAGGAAAAACUGUCCAGCAUGCCGCUACCGGAAAUGUCUUCAAGCCGGCAUGAACCUCGAAGCUCGAAAAACAAAGAAGAAGAUAAAAGGAAUCCAGCAGACUAACGUAACGGGAACGCGGGAUGUUUCUGAAACGCCUGGAAACAAGAGCAUCGUCCCGGCGUCCCUGCCGCAGCUGACCCCAACCCUGGUUUCCCUGCUGGAAGUGAUCGAGCCGGAGGUGCUGUACUCGGGCUACGACAGCACGCUGCCCGACUCCAGCUGGCGGAUACUGUCCACCCUCAACAUGUUGGGAGGACGGCAAGUAGUAGCUGCAGUAAAGUGGGCAAAGGCAAUACCAGGUUUCCGAAAUUUACAUCUGGAUGACCAAAUGACCCUUCUGCAGUACUCAUGGAUGUUCCUAAUGGCUUUUGCCUUAGGAUGGAGAUCGUAUAAACAAUCAAAUGGAAAUCUCCUGUGCUUUGCACCAGAUCUGAUCAUUAACGAGCAGAGAAUGAAUCUACCGUGUAUGUACGAACAAUGCAAACAUAUGCUUAUGGUUGCCCGAGAGCUAUCACGGCUUCAAGUCUCAUACGAAGAGUAUCUCUGCAUGAAAACGUUGCUUCUCCUCUCUACAAUUCCUAAGGAAGGCCUGAAGAGUCAAUCUUUGUUUGAAGAAAUUCGUAUGACAUACAUUAAAGAGCUGGGAAAGGCCAUAGUGAAAAGAGAAGGGAACUCGAGCCAGAACUGGCAGCGGUUUUAUCAACUGACUAAGCUGUUGGACUCUAUGCAUGAUGUGGUUGAAAAUCUUCUGAGCUUUUGCUUCCAGACAUUUUUGGAUAAAUCCAUGAGUAUUGAGUUCCCAGAAAUGUUGGCAGAAAUCAUCAGCAAUCAGAUACCAAAAUAUUCAAAUGGAAAUAUCAAGAAGCUCUUAUUUCAUCAAAAGUGACUGCCUUAAUACAAAAGGGUUGCCUUAAGAAAACGUCAAAUGAUAGCUUUUUUUUUUGUAAAAAAAAAAAAAAAAAACAAACCUACCAGACUCGUUAAUUUUGUCCUUGCAGCGGUGUUUCUUUUGUAAUUAUGCACUACAUGUGGUUUACAGAGGGCCAAGAUUUAGGCUAUAGAAGCAGCGGAUUUCUCACAUUUGGUAAAUAACUGGGGAGAAAGGAAAGGAAAAUAAAUCUUACUUGUCAGAAAUUGUAUCUCUCCCCUCGUGCAACAUCCAUGGAUGCAUCAAAACCACCGGUGACAGGAUCUGAGGCUGUGUUACGAACAUUCUGCUAAUUAAUUUCUGCAGUUGGCUGGAGACAAUUUUCUAGGCUUCUUUUUUUUUUUUUUUUUUUUAAGUAAAGUGUUUUGGAUUUUUUUUUUUUUAAAAGUUAAGGUAGCAUUUUGGUUUAUGCAUGUAACCUGAAGAAAGUUUACAAGUGUAUAUCAGAAAAGGGAAGUUGUGCCUUUUAUAGCUAUUACUGUCUGGUUUUAGCAAUUUCCUUUAACUUUAUAUACCGUGAACUAGGCUUGUUCAUUUUUUCUUACAUAAUUUUUUUGUAAUACUUCAAGAUGCCUAUUGUACAGCUGGUUUUUUAAGGUGGGGCAGCUCGUAGCUUUCCUAAAUGACCUCUAGACAUUAAUCCUCGAGUAUAUUCAUGUGAAAAUGGGUUGGCCUUUUCUAACCUAAUAGCUUUCAAGUGUCGAAGUGACCAUAAAAAUUUGGCAUUUUUUUUAAGGGCCAGGGUGGGUGGGAAAACGCUCUCAAAUCUAAUUUAAAUAGAUGCGAAUGAAACAAAUACUUUUGGUACAUGUGCAAAAGUGUUGGAUAUGCAGAUUCAUAGAAAAUUAACCCAGUCCUAACUGGAUGUAAAUGAGCAGGUUAUUUUAUAUAUUGAAAAAAACAAGCCUGAUUUUUUGCAUAUAAUGCAACAGCCAUAACUGUAAGAGUCAUGGGCUGCAUUGAUGCCAAGAAGAUCAGUCCUGACUGCCCAUCAGGAAAUUUUCAGGAAAAUAUGCAUAGCUUAAGAAAAGUUUACUUCUGUGUGGAGAAACUCACAUUUUCUAUACACUUAAAUCUAUCAUCAUACAAGUAUAUAUGGGAAAAUACCAUUGACUUAAGAGGCAGACGUGUAAUUAUGCCCAGUGGUUUGGUUUUGUUCUGUUUUCUUGUAUCGAUUCUAGCACUCUCUUCUUCGGUGAGACAUUUGCCGUCGUGCAGGCAGGAAAGCGGAGCAGCUGCGCUGGCCGGCCACAGCUCUGGAUAUACAGGCUCCAACCUCGUGUGGUUAGAGACCCAUUUUCACAUCUCACCCGGUUCAUCCUCUUUCCUGGAGAGCAGGAAAGCCCCGCUACUGAUUUCGUGGUCUUAGAGUCGUAUGUCAAAACCUUCUGUCUUUGUAAGGCUGCAUCCCUUCAUAUCGGAUUACUAGCGUGCCAUAAAAUUACCAUAGGUCUUGUGAAUUUCUCCUCGUUGCCAUUGAUAACUAUAUUUUAAAACGUUUAGAAGCUGUAGUAGCCUUUUUCUACGUGCACCUUAACAAUUUUCUGUAUCUCGAAAUUUAAAUAUUUACUAAGCCACUCUAAAAUUUGAUUUUUACUCAAAGUGGCCAGAUUAUUUGUGUAAUAGAAAUGAGAAAGAUCAUCUGAUAAAAUACAAAACCUAAUAUAUUUUUAUAUUUAGUUAUAGUUUCAAAUGUGUAUAAUCGGUAUAUUCGCAGACCUGAGAAAAGAAGGGAAGGGCUACUGCAGCUUUAAAAGCAAUUUAUUAAAUGACUGUAAAAUAGCUUGUAUAGUGUAUAAUAAGGAUGAUUUUUAGAUGACAGAUUGCUUUAUCAUGAUACAUGUAAUUAUAUUUUUUGUAGGGGUCACAAAUAUGCUGAAUGGUAACCCGUACCAGUUGUGGCUUGUCUGGAGGUAGUACUGAAGGCAUCAGUGUUCAGUAUCCAAAGAAGUACUCUGUUUAGGAAGGAGAACCUGUGUUCAGUGGAUGUUCUUAGGGUUGAUUUUAUGUUUAUCAAAUCACUGUGUAAAAAUUCAAGUUGGAGCUUGGAUGGAAUACUCCUAUCUGUAUGGUUGGUUACCAUUCACGAUUCCUUGCUAAAUCAGACCUCCGCUGCAAAAAAUGUAAGUCGGACAGAUGCGUGUGUGCGCAUGCAUACGUACACCUCUGAACACGCGGGGUUAAUUUCAUAUACAGCCUCACAUACCACAGCAAAGACAGCUUGAAAAAUUUGGCAAUAAUACGCAUACAGGUACCAGCAAUAUGUAAAUAUAGAGCAUAGGUUGUUCACAGUACACUAGCACAUUUCUAUUGUUCAGCAAAAGUUUGUUUCCAAGUGAAAUAGGAAACUAAAUUUUCAUCCUUUCUUAAAUCUCUUUUUGAAUGUUAUACCUAUUAAAAAAAGAUACUAUAUUCAGUACUUUGGAGUAAAAUAUCAUCUUUAAUAAAAAAGAAAAGUAAUCAUUCUCUUCUCUUUGAUCUGUGAAGAAUACGUACAUUUUGUAACAGUUAAGGUCAAGUUCAGUAUUUUAAUUACAACUUUCAGCCCAACUCAAUGGAAAUGUUCACGCGCCCCGUUUGAGAUACAGAUAGGAGUUCCACACUGUUCGGAUAACUCUGCGUUCUUUAGAGAAUGGUUGUAAAAGCUGCAUCCCCAGAUACCUCGAUUGGAGCUUGUGUGAGUGAGUGGGCGUGGGCGUGCGUGCACGCACGUGUGCAAACGCUUGUGCAUUUGUAUACGCAAAGACGAAACUUUUUUUUUGCCAGCAGAAAAGUAACUACAGUGAACACGAACAAAUUAUCACUGCCUCGAGAGAAGUGCUAACAUAGGAGAAGAGAGGCUCUCUGCCCCCUUUUUGUCUACAUGCCUGUAUAUUAAUUUUUAGUUUAUGGGUUUAAGGAAAAAAAAAAAAGGAAACUGUGAUGUUAGAAGAAAGCAAUCGUCCUGUACGUGCUGUUAAGUUUUAAACUUCACAAUUAAAAAUACGUAGUGCUUUAGUAAGCAGUGAGGAGUCCAUGUUCUGUGUAUCCGUAGUCCUUGUAGCAGUGGGUAGUAUCUGCACUCUGGAUAAAGCAGGGAGAAUUCUGACUUCGUCUCUUCAGUGCCUUAUCACAAAGUGCAUGCAUCCGACCGAGGGACGGCCGCCGCCGGCAGCUCAGGACACGCGCGUGCUGCGUGGUGGAACUUGCACACGCCGAGCGCCGGGAACGGCCUUACGUCGGAGGAGCCAGGGAGCGGGGAUGGAGAGGGAGCUGCUGUCGGUCGCGCACAGCCGGGGCAUCGCCCCACGCCACGGCGGCCGGAACGGAGGUGUCGAGAGGGGCUUCGUGACCGGAGGGAGGGGGCUGGGAAGAGGUGCCGACGGAAGCCGAAAAACCACCUCGCCAUUUUCACAGCAAAAGGCAGAAAACGGGAGGAAGUGCCUGGACGAACAUCGGCUAAAUCUGUGUCCCGUAGUCGAACUUCAGCGAUUGAGGACUUCAGGGCCAUACCUUAGAGUGAGACUUUUAAAAGAUCGUAUCUGUUCUAUACCUUAGUCCAGUCUGCAGCCGGGCGUUGCUGAGCCAUCGGUGUCACAUAGGAACCAAAUUUUCAGGAAAGGAUUGGGGCCUCUCCAAACAGCCAGAGGCGCUCGUCUUCUGAUGAGAGGCUGUGUGUAUGAAAAUAUCCCCCACCUCCAAACUAACUUGCGUAACAGCAUAGAGUCGGCGAUGUGUCAUUAUUCUAUUUUGUAUAUUAAACAAAAGAUAUAUACUGGGGACAAAUCCUAUAUCAUACCGGUGUAUGGCAUUAUUAAAAAAAAAUCAUUAUUUUUAUCACAGUAAUUUUAAACAGCAUAAAAAAAAUUAAACCAGUGACUCCUGUUUAAAAAUAAAAGUUGUAGUUUUUUAUUCAUGCUGAAUAAUUCUGUAGUAACAAGUCUGUAGUUUUCACCUACUCAGUGAAAUGUUGGACUGUAAAAGCUUGUGUGGAAUUGUUGAACAUUUAUUUUUUCAUUUAAAUUUGCUGUUCUGGUAAUACAAAGCCACACAUCUGUACAGAAGUUGCAGUAAAUGUGAGCCAUUUACAGCAAUGCCGAAUAAUGGACAGAAACCAUAUAAUAAAAUUCUGCUUUUUUCA